AUGUGUCCGCCGAGCUCUUUGCUGGUGCUCCUAUCCAACCUUGUGGUGUUCUCCGCAGCGAGGUUUGUAAGUGCACCCGUGCGCGUAACGGGAUGGUCUGGUGGCAGAAGGGAUACGUCGCAGGGUUGGGCAUUGACCUGCCUUCACGGCUCCCUCGAAUGCCAGGAUAUUUGCUGUGACUCCGACAAAAGCCGUUGCACAGACUUUGGAAGCCAUUUCAAAGCUGCGGAGUUUGCAGCGACUACGGAAAUAAGAGGAUGUGGCGUCAAGGAUGAUGUCACGCGACGGCGGGAGUGUUGCGAAUGUGUCUCAUCUGACCCCCCUCCGCCUCCUCCCGUGAUGCCCAAUGCCAGUGACUGCUCUUCCGAUUGCGCCCCUUUUGUUGUGGCCAACCUCAACUGUCCUGCUGGCUAUGAGCUUUCAGCGCCGUUGCUGCUAUGCUACGGUUGCAAUGAGGCAGAAGGCUAUGCUACCCGUGUGGAGCACCACGUUACGAGUGGCUGGGAACAUGACUGUCCGCAAGACGACAUGGGACUGUGGUUGUGGGGCCAUGAAUGUCAUACUUGCGUGCCAAGUGGAACAGUCACCGCGAGCACCACCACCACCACAUACUUUCCUUCUUACUGGAGCGUCGGUGUCGCGGAGUCUUGUGCCCCACCCACCACCACAACGCCAGAUCCUCGAGGAGAUAGACGGUGGGAGUUGGUGGGAGCUGCAAACAGCAGUGCCUGUCGCGGGAGCAGCCUGGACGACAACUCCCCGAGCCACUACGAAGUGGUGACGGCAAAAGACAUCGAAGAGUGCAAAACACGAUGCUGGGAGCAAUUCCCGAGUUGCAAAGGCAUAGAGUACAGCACUGGCCGUUGCGAACUCUGGACGCGACCGGAGGGGAUUUUCAUGACAAAGAAUCUCAGCGGCUUCACCUGCAUGCGCUAUGGAUGGGCCGGAGGCUUCCACCUGCAGAAGGAGUACAGCAGUAACCGCUACCUGUCAUAUGCAUGUCGUGGAAACGAUCCGGCUGACACUGAUCCAAGCUACUAUACGGUGGCAUCCACAGCACUCAUUCAGGAUUGUCGCGCGAGGUGCGUCGCAGCUCCCGUCUGCCGUGGCUUCGAGUUCACAAACGGCCGAUGUGAGAUCUGGAAUCGCAGGAUCAACGACGUGUCGCGGAGACCGUACUCCCCUAUACACCCAGAGUAUUUCUGCUUCAGCUAUGAAGACAGCAUGAGUGUGCAGGACGUCGUCGGAGAUCGGGCUUGGGAAGCUGUGGGCCCUCCAGGCAGUUCGGCCUGUCGCGGGGACAGCGACACUGACAGCAACCCAGUGCACUACACGGUGGUGCAAUCGUUGAGCCUGGAAGACUGCCAAGCUUGGUGCGUGAAGGAGUUCCCUCGUUGUCGAGGUGUUGAGUACAGCCAGGGCCGCUGUGAGCUCUGGACCAGGCCGGAAGGGAUCUUUCUCACCAAGAGCGUCAGUGGCUUUACUUGCAUGCGCUUUGGAUGGGUGGGAAGCUUUCAGCUGAUGGGUGGUGGUGACCGAGCCUGCCGCGGCUAUCAUCCCGGGGACAACUCCGAUAGCAACUAUGUUGUCCACUGGCGAAUCUCCUUCGAGGAAUGCAAAGCAAGGUGCAUAGCGUCUCGUCCUGUUUGCUCCGGCUUCGAGUUCACAACCGGCCGGUGCGAGGUUUGGACCAAAUCGAUCGAAGCCGUUUCUUCGGGAGUUUUGCCAGGAUACAGCUGCUUCAAGCGCGUGCAGACGCUCCCCCCUUUGCUGCUAUGA
This is a messenger RNA of Symbiodinium sp. CCMP2456, 1779 nucleotides long. The record is from the annotation of a GenBank genome assembly. NCBI's taxonomy places the organism in Eukaryota, Dinophyceae, Suessiales, Symbiodiniaceae.